Hansenula ciferrii is the source of this 2622-nucleotide messenger RNA. Its product is annotated as putative transcriptional regulatory protein. Gene Ontology annotation, molecular function: DNA binding; zinc ion binding; DNA-binding transcription factor activity, RNA polymerase II-specific. The record is from RefSeq and is a predicted model, not a curated record. Lineage: Eukaryota; Fungi; Ascomycota; Saccharomycetes; Phaffomycetales; Wickerhamomycetaceae. The coding region runs from base 1 to 2622 and encodes 873 amino acids. Gene Ontology annotation, biological process: regulation of DNA-templated transcription; DNA-templated transcription. The transcript has a single exon. Gene Ontology annotation, cellular component: nucleus.
AUGUCACCAGAGGAUUAUAAGCCCAUAAGGAAACGCUCCAAAACUUCCACUACCUUUGAGUGGGAUAGCAAAGAUGUUCAAAGUCUGGGGAAUAAUUACCCACUAGCGCAAGGUACUGGUACUGGUAAUAAUCUUGAAUCAAAUGUUUCAAAUACAUUAGGAAAUCAAAGAGAUAAGAGUAUCGGCUCAUCAGACCAUGGUGAUCAUGGGAAAUUAUCUAAAUCAUGCGACCUGUGCAAAAUAAAGAAAGUUAAAUGUGAUGGUGUGAGACCUAUAUGCUCUUUUUGUAUUAAGAAUAAUAUGAAAGAAUGUAAAUAUUCAGUAAUGAAAAAACCUGGGCUAAAGCCUGGAUAUGGAAAGAAUGUUACUUCAAGAUUAGAUUCAUUGGAACAAGAACUUGGUGAACUAAGAAACCAAAUUGCAUCUUUACAGAAUAAUGGAAAUAAACGUACUUAUAGCUCAGUUGAUAAGUCAAGUCAGUCAGACCAACAACAACAUUCAGAUCAUUUAUCAAAACAAGAAAAUAAUAUUGAUACAAGUGAUACCUCAUCUGAAAAUACCACAACUUCAAAUACCAGAUCUUUCCAAAUACCUUCAUUACUCAAUCCAGUUUCAUCAGUACCUAACGGAACAUAUAAUUUUGGUUUACCGUCAUCAAAUCAUUGUUAUCUUUUGAUUGAUAUAUUUUUUAAAAAUGUCAACUCAAUAUUUCCUUUAUUACAUCCAAAUAUAAUAAUGGAUCUUGAAAAAUCAGUUCAAAAUACCUCAAAGGGAAUAAAACCUCAUUUAUUGCUUUAUGCUAUAGUUUUAAUCACGCUAAAAUAUUUAAAUAAUGACCAAAUAACAGAAGAACAAAGAUCAAAAAUAUAUGAUCAUUGCAAAGAUCAUAUAAUUUCAACAUCUUUGAAAAGAAUAAAUAUUGAGAGUUUACAAUCAAUGAUCCUUUUGGCAUUUGAAUCUUUAUCUGGAAAUGUUAAAGUGCCUGAAAGUUGGAAUUAUGUUUCAAUUGCAGCUGAUUAUGCAAAUUAUCUGAAGUUAGGUACAGAAAAUAGUAAUAAAUUAUCAAUAACAACAAAUGAUUCUCCAGGUUCUGUCAAUUCAUCAUCAUUAACAUCGAACUCUGAUACAUUAGGAAGGAGAAAAUCAAGAUCAUUAAAUAAUAGGUCAAUCAAUCUUUUGACAAAACCCCAAAGUUGGAUUGAUGAAGAGUCAAGAAGACAUUGUUUCUGGAGCAUUUACCUUUUAGAUAAACUUUAUGCUAUUUCUUCUUCUCAUGAUAUGAAAUUAAAACCAAAUAAAAUCAGCUGUUUUUUACCUAUUAAAUUGAACUAUUGGCUUGAUGUCAAACCAAAAGAAAUAACACAAUUUAGAACAUUGAGAUCAAAUACGACAUCAUUAGUACAACAAGAUAUGCAAAGUAACGAGAAUUCACAACAACACAUUGUUGAAGCUACAUAUGAUUCUUUUACUUUUUACAUUGAAUUGAACAAACUGAUGGGUGAUAUACAUUCAUUUUCCAUUGAAGAAUUUAAUAUUAAUGAUGAAAUGGCAGUUGAAGAAUGGAAGAGAGAGUUUUCAAAUUUAGACAACCAGAUGAAUACAUGGAGACGCUCCCUACCAUUCAAUUAUCAAAAGUUUUUAAAAAAUGGUAAUUUCUCAACAAUUAAUAUUAAAAGUCAAAAACUAGAAAUUUUUGACAUUCUAUUAUUUGUUUAUUACUAUACCACUUUCAUCAAGUUACAUUCACCCUCAGGAUAUCCACAUGGUGAAUCAACUUUAUUUAAAUCUUCAGAUGAUUCAAAAGCACAAUGUCUUGAAGCAGCUGAUGAAGUUUAUUCAUUUGUUUCUCAAUUACCUACUUUAACAAAUGAUGAUGAUAUAUUUGAAAAGUUAGGACCUCAUUUUGGGUUCUAUAUUUGGAUAAAUUGCAGAAUAUUAUUUGUGGAUGUUAUAUAUCAAGCACAAAGAAAAGGUUCAAUAAGUGAUCAUCAAAAGAAAUUGUCAUUUUUUGCAAAUGUAUUGAAAAGAAUUGGUAAAUACUGGGAGAGUUCCAAUGUAUAUUUUAAGAUUUUAGAAUUUUUACAUGUCUCUGAUUUAUCAUAUGUUAAAACUAUGGCAUCAACAUCAUCUCCAUCAAAUUCAUCUAUACAUAAUAGAAGUUCUAUUAUUAGUGAAAAUGGGACCAUAAACGAAGGUGACGAAGAUGGUGAAUCGAGUGAUGAACAAGAAAUUACAGAUGAAAAAAGAGAGCCAACAAAAGUUGUUACUGAUAUGAGAUUAGGUUCACACUCACUAGUUUAUUGGUUUAACAAAUUAGCAGGGAAAGGGUCUAAAUCACAUUACCAUCCCAACAGUAUUAAUCAACAAGUACAGAAUCAUGUUGAAUCCACUUCAAAUUCUCAGCAAAGUUCGACUCAAGGUACGCAAGUUCUCAAUAGUAAUAUUACAAGAGGUGGUAAUAGUUUUAAUAAUACUUUCCCACUUCAACAUAGCUUGUCAAAUUUCCAAACACCAUCUAUCCAAGGGUUUGAGGAUUUCCAGCUAACUCAUGAUGAUUUAUUCAAUUUUCUUGCACUUGAUAUGAAUAGUAAUAGCUAUAGCAAUGAUCAAUUGAAUAUAUGA